Linum trigynum is the source of this 219-nucleotide messenger RNA. NCBI's taxonomy places the organism in Eukaryota, Viridiplantae, Streptophyta, Magnoliopsida, Malpighiales, Linaceae. The record is from the annotation of a GenBank genome assembly.
AUGGCCAACAGAUUUGUGCCUCUUCUAAAGAAACUCCUCUCCCUCAGCCGCCACUCUCACCGAAUGGUCACCUACAUGCCUCGUCCUGGGGAUGGUGCUCCACAUGCUGUCACCUCGAUUCUCGGCAACGAAAUUGUUCCUCACGUCAACGACGCUCUUGAUUGUCGGAAGGGGAGAGAAAAGACGGAGGGAGAUCGAUCGGAUACUGCCGGCGAAUGA